Grus americana (Whooping crane) is the source of this 2427-nucleotide messenger RNA. RefSeq lists its product as uncharacterized. Gene Ontology annotation, biological process: CENP-A containing chromatin assembly. Gene Ontology annotation, cellular component: chromosome, centromeric region. NCBI's taxonomy places the organism in Eukaryota, Metazoa, Chordata, Aves, Gruiformes, Gruidae. The record is from RefSeq and is a predicted model, not a curated record. Gene Ontology annotation, molecular function: histone binding.
GCAACCAAGCUGCUGUUUGCAGAAAGAAAGUAGAGUUGUCAAAUGAAUGUUCUUCAUCCAGAUCUCUACAGUUACAAAUUUCACCAAAUACAAUAACCGUACCCAGGCAUCGACCUUCUCCACAACUGAAUCAAACUUACUAUGAUAGUAUCUUGGAAGAAUACCAGUCUGCAGAUGAGGAAUGCUCCUGGAACAAUGUAACUCUUGCAGACUUGUAUCCAGUGAUGGUAGAGAUACUUACAAGGCUCAUGACAAAGCAGUAUCGGAGAAAAGAGUUAAAAUACAUAUUUAGAUACUUAAGGCACAAAAGAUGGCGUUCCAGAAGACCAAAGUUCAAUGUCACUGUAGACAAAAUAAGAGGGUUUAGGCCUCCUAAACUGAAGCAAGCACUACUCAGCAUAUGCAGCAGCAGAAGUGAAGACAUCCAGAAUCAAACUUUUGGAAAUGAGAACAGAGAACUUUGUGAUGACAAAUGUUCCACUGAUAAUUUAUCUGGUCUGGCACCUUAUUCUUACAUUGAUGCAAAUGAAAUCGAAAUGGACUACUCUGACUCAAGUUUAGAACAUCAUUUGUUAUCUGGAAAAGGCCAAAAAGUCUCCAAACAGACUGUUUUUCCUAGUGUUAUGGCUAGAAUGGGAGAGACAUUUCUAGUUGAAGAUGGGUUACAGACCACUGUCUCACCGAAGAAUUCAAAAUGCGAAGAAAGUGAAAAAUUGGCUUACAAAUGUUCCUCAGAGUAUGGUUUUAUAACAUCUACUGCCAGUUCAGGGUCAACAGCACUUCAUCUAUUAAAAGAGAGUAAAACUCAAAAAACUGACUUUCCUGGUGGUGAUACCUCAGAGUUGUGUUCAUCUGCUUGCAGGUCCUACAGCAAUAGUAACACUUUUACACUGGUCGCAAACUCUUCUCUUGCAAGAUCAUCAAAUACUUUGCUCAUAAAUCCUGAAAAAAAUUCUGAAAGACGAAUUUCUUUGCAGCGCAAACACUCGUUUUCCUCAUUGUAUGUGAAGCAGAGUCCUUCAAAGAUGCCUCAGAAAUAUGAAGAUGCAUUUGAAAAACUCUACUACAAACUGUGUUCCAAAGAAAUCCAAAAGCCUUUGACAUUGACAAGACCUCUUUCAAAUUCACAAAGCCUUGAAGAGAAAGAAAGAUUAGUGAAGAGUAAUUUAAGUGAUUCUGAGAGGUCUGAUAUACAGUAUGAUAGAGAAUUUGACAGGAUCUAUGAGCAGUUGUGUAGUGAGGCUGUUCCAAAACUUCCUGGGUUUCAGAGAGCUUCAAAUCUAAGGAAAUAUGAAGGAAUACAGAUGUCUGAAACUGUAAAUGCUCUCGUUAACUCACCUGUUCGAACUUUAUCUGCAAUUCCCAGAGUUAAAAGACUAGGAAAUUUUCAAAAUGAUUUUCUUUGUUCACCAGUAAAGCGACUGAAAAAUAUACCAGAACGUUAUUUUCCGUCACCAAAAUGUCAACAGAUUUCUCACAGAAAAAAUGUUAAUCUUCAGACAGUUGGCAUGGAUUUUUUGAGCACAUACAAUGGCAGUAACAAACUUUUUGACAGUCACAACUGUCAGAGUCAGGACUCUGGAUUUCAUGCCUCUUCAGAUAAAACUUUUCUUGGUAUUCCUGGUACUUUCCUGCAAGAAUCUGGGAUUGCAGAUGCCCACUGUGGUUGGGCUAGGGAGAUGAAGAAUUACAGCUCUUCUGGAAAGGCACAGAAGUGUCACCAAAGGGUAUCCAGAAAACUAAGCUACAGUGAUGGGAAAGACCAAAAUCCUAGCAAUCCCUUGAAUGACUUCCUGGUCAAAACUCACCAAUGAGCAUUCAUGGACAGCUACAGAGAAAACACCGUUUUAUAAAGUUUCAUUUUGUUUUGUUUUUCUUUGUUUUUCCAAGAAUCAAGGAUGUAUUAUAUGUAUGUAAUAUACAAUUAAUCCUGAUUUAUACUUCCUGUAAUAUAAAUCUUCAGGAACUGCUUCGUCCCUUCUGACAGGGCAUUUCUUACUCCUUUGGCUUCAUCAGGUAUCGCAGGGAAUCAGGGUUCCUUUCUAUGGUUAAGUUUAAAUUACGUAUUUAGUAGUAUUUAUAAUAACAGAAUGUGAUCUGUAUUAUCAUUUUAUCUGCUGUGAUAAGCUUUGGCUCUUAAUGUAUUAAGAAUAAGAUAUAUAACAAGCUCUUUCUGAUGAAUUUCUACCUAUUCAUGCUAUAUAGAUGUAUCAGUAAACUGGGCUGGAUGGUCCAAAUGCAGUAUUAUAUGCUAUGACUUGUAAUAUGCCUGCUAUGUAAUUUUAAUGUUAAAUUUUCUAAGUAACUCACCAAAGUUGAUUAUUCAAUAAAAUUUUAUAACUUUUAGUGGAAAUGAUAGUUAUAUGCUGUGUUCUGACAAAAUUCUACCUGACACAAUAUAUAUUCUAAAUAAAAACCUGUUCUGAA